UCAGCAAGACACCAUGGAGGUUAGAGCUCUCUGCAUCAGACUGUUGAUGAAUGUAUUGAUGCUGCUGGUUGCACAAGUGCAGCAAAGUUAUCCUCAGACAGCUGAUGCAGCUUUUCGUAUCGUUCCAACCAGACUGCAGUUCUUUGAAUAUGAGUCUGUGCAUUUUACCUGUGAGGGGUUAAAUGUCUCAGCUGGAGGCAAAGUGAGAAACUUGAAGGAGUUCCUUCCAAAAUGUUCCAAUGGCACAGAGACAUCAACAGUGACCUGCACCAUUGACUUUGCAUUUACAUCAGACAGUGGAGAAUACUGGUGUGAAGGUGGAGGGAGGAGAAGCAACGCUGUCAACAUCACUGUCACUGCUGGUUCAGUGAUCCUGCAGAGUCCUGUUCGUCCUGUGAUGGAGGGAGAGUCGGUCACUCUGCACUGCAGAAACAAGAUGUCAUCCACCAACCUCCCAGCUGUCUUCUUCUAUAAAAACGGCAGCUACAUUGGGCACAGCUCUACAGGAGAGAUGAUCAUCCACAGUGUUUCCAAGUCUGAUGAAGGACUCUACAAGUGUAACAUUUCUGGAGCUGGAGUAUCACCAGAGAGCUGGAUGGCUGUCAGAGCUAAAUGUGGUGAUGUGAUCCUGGAGAGUCCUGCUCUUCCUGUGACUGAGGGAGAAGCUGUGACUCUGCGCUGUAGAAACAAGAAAACUCCCUCUGACCUCAGAGCUGAUUUCUACAAAGAUGGCCUCCUCAUCAGGAGCAGCUCUACAGGAGAGAUGACCAUCCACAGUGUUUCCAAGUCUGAUGAAGGACUCUACAAGUGCAGAAUAUCUGGAGCUGGAGAAUCAGCGGCAAGCCGGCUGGCUGUCAGAGAGAUGAAUUUUUCCCGCCUCUACUACAUCCUGCUGUGGGUUGCUGUCGCUGUCAUAUUGUUCCUGCAGCUGCUGGUGUUGGGACUGCUCUACUGGAAGAAACAGCUAGUCUUACUGGAAGCAAAGAUGUAUGAUACAGGACCUGCAGACUGUCGUCAAAAAAGACAAGAAGACAAGAAGGAGAAUAAAGACGCUGCAGACGCUGCAGAUAAUGUGAGCCUCAACCACGGUGCAAAACCAGAGACGGAAAAAGAUGAGGGUGAAUCUUUGCCUUAAUCUUUUCAUUCCACUUUGACCUAUGAUGGCACUUUGCAAGCUCUCCAUUAUGAUCACUGAGGAAGAAACACUUCACUGAAGGAGCUGGAAGGACUGCUUACAACAUGCUAUAUGUACAAGGAAAAUGAACUUUGCUUGAAAUAAGUAUUUAGGGCUGCAACUGGUACAUAUGCAACAUAAGUUCAGUUGAAUAUGAUGCAGGUUUAUUUAUAAUAAAUCUU
This is a messenger RNA of Epinephelus moara (kelp grouper), 1356 nucleotides long. RefSeq names its product Fc receptor-like protein 5. The transcript has 10 exons. Bases 14 to 1135 code for a protein of 373 amino acids. NCBI's taxonomy places the organism in Eukaryota, Metazoa, Chordata, Actinopteri, Perciformes, Serranidae. Gene Ontology annotation, biological process: cell surface receptor signaling pathway. Gene Ontology annotation, molecular function: transmembrane signaling receptor activity. The record is from RefSeq and is a predicted model, not a curated record.